AGUUAAAGUUGUUGAACUAAAUGGGAAAGAGAUACUUUUGUGAAUAUUGCCAACGAGGAUUCCAGGACAAUCUUACUGCGAGAAACAAACACUUAAAAAGCAGCAUCCACAUAAAGAAUAAACAACUUUGGUAUCACCAGUUUAGAGAUACACAAAGCUUAUACAAUGAUGCUCUGAGAAAAAAACCUUGUCAAAGUUAUCUUGCUACGGGUGUGUGCCAGUUUGGAAAUCAUUGCAACUACAGACAUCUAUCUGACCAAGAGCUUUAUAAUCUAAAACAAAGCAUAGGUAUAAUUUUUAAAAAACAUAAGUAUAAAUUCAUUUAAGAGCAAUGGCCUUAGAUUGUGUUGACAUACUGAUUGUUGAAUCAUUCUAUGGGGGUUCUCAUAAACAACUUAUAGAUGUUAUUGUGGAAGCUGUAAAAGAAAAGCAUGGAAAUUUAAACCUAAAGUUGUUGACACUGCCUGCCAAAAAGUGGCCGUGGAAAGCCAGGACAUCUGCGUUAUACUUUUCCACACUAAUUGACAGUGCUCUUACCUGCAAAACUAUUUUUUGCUCAUCUGUGUUGAACCUGUGUGAAUUGGUAGGACUUCAUCCACAGUUAGGAAAAGCGAAGAAAGUUCUUUAUUUUCAUGAAAACCAACUUGUAUACCCCGUUCGAAACAGACAUGAUGGUGACUUCCAGUUUGGUUACAACCAAAUCAUGUCUGCGCUUGCGGCUGAUUUUGUCCUUUUUAACUCCUCUUUUAAUAUGGAAUCAUUUCUAACAAACAUACAAAGUUUUUUAAAGUUAAUACCGGAUCACAAACCUAAGAAUAUUGAAGGAAAACUAAGACCAAAAUGUAAAGUUUUGUAUUUUCCUAUACCCAAUAUUCCUAGAGUAAUUUUGGAGUCUGAUGAACUUAAUGAAUUGCAUAUUGUUUGGCCUCAUAGAUGGGAACAUGACAAAGAUCCUGACACUUUCUUUCAAGUUUUGUUUUUACUGAAGGAAAAUGAUUUUAAAUUUAAAGUGUCAGUGUUGGGGGAACACUUUGCAGAAAUCCCUCCUAUUUUUCAAACAGCAAAAGAAAAACUUGGUGAAAAAUUUGUUAAUCAUUGGGGUUAUCUUGAAGCAAAAUCAUUGUAUUUAAAUUUACUUCAACGAUGUGACGUUGUUGUAUCAACUGCUGUCCAUGAGUUUUUUGGAGUGUCAAUGCUGGAAGCUGUGACUGCUGGGUGUUACCCAUUGUGUCCCAACAGAUUAAGCUAUCCAGAAAUAUUUCCUGCAGAAUGUUUGUACAAUACGCAGCAGCAACUCUACAAAAAGCUUAAAGAAUUUUGCAAGCACAAGCAUUUACCCAAACAGCUAUACAAUAAGCUUAAUUUUAAUGUGAAAAGAUUUCAGUGGCAAAACCUGGAAUCCAAGUAUUUAGCCAUGCUUGUUUAGAUGCAAAAAAUAAAUAAGAUAUUUUUUUCUAAUAAACAAACAGGGUGCACAUGUUGUUAAAGGAUUGUAAUUCUUAAUGGCAAGCUGCAUUCAGUGUUUUUUUUUUUUGAAGAUGGGACACCUUUAGCACAUAAUAUCCAAAUAUACUAAUCUUGUUUUAAACAAUUAACAAUGGUCUAUGGGAGUCGUGGGGAUAUAGUUUUAUAAUUCUUUAAAUGUUCUUUGUUUGCUACCAAAUGUGGCGAGAAAAUAGAACGAAAAGGUAUCUUAUCUUCCCCCACCCUACUAUAUCAUGUACUGCUAAUAACUUGGACCAAGUGUCUUGCCUAAAGACAUACACAUUUCCCACAAGUGGUAGCAUCUAGCCUUGAACCAGAUGUCAUUUGGUUAAAGAGGUGAACACUGUGUCAUAUCGCAGACAAACUUUGGACCUUCUUAAUACCUGUGUUUAGCUGUUCAAACUUCUAACAAAAUACAUCUCUUACAUAGAAAAUGAACCUCUUCUAUCCAAUGAAGAAAUAUUAGCUAAAUGGUUUGUUCAACGGAAAUCUACUGAAGAUUUGAA
This is a messenger RNA of Ciona intestinalis (vase tunicate), 1991 nucleotides long. The record is from RefSeq and is a predicted model, not a curated record. Lineage: Eukaryota; Metazoa; Chordata; Ascidiacea; Phlebobranchia; Cionidae.